Molecule: messenger RNA, 1202 nt
Organism: Spodoptera litura
Lineage: Eukaryota; Metazoa; Arthropoda; Insecta; Lepidoptera; Noctuidae
Product: mitochondrial basic amino acids transporter
Biological process (GO): mitochondrial L-ornithine transmembrane transport
Cellular component (GO): mitochondrion
Molecular function (GO): high-affinity L-arginine transmembrane transporter activity
Source: RefSeq, a predicted model, not a curated record
GAGGCGGGAUCGCGAUACAAGCGCCCGCGCAUCUCAUACUCAAGUUGCUCACCCAAGAGGCUGGACCGUCGUGCGAUUAAUCGCUGCUGCUCUAGUCUCUACCAAUAUGUUCAUUGGCGUCACCUCAAGUGGAGACAACGUGAAUUCUCAUUACGACUACCUGAUUUGAACGCCGGAGGCACAUCUAGUGAAAGAAAUUUUGUACGCUUACAAAUAUGGCGCUAGAUUUCGUAGCUGGAUGUAUAGGGGGUUGUGCGGGAAUCAUUGCUAGUCAUCCUUUUGAUACAUUGAAAGUGCAUAUACAGGCGGGCAGAGGUAGCGCGCUGCAAUGCACUAAAGCUCUUUUGAAAGGAGGAACAUUGUCGAGUGCCUACCGUGGAGUAGGUGCUCCCUUAGGCGGUAUAGCAGCUGUUAAUGCUAUAGUCUUUGGAGUAUACGGAAACACACGACGGGCGCUGCCUAAUCCUAAUGCUCUGAGCACGCAUGCGGCAGCAGGGGCAGCCGCGGGCCUAAUGCAAAGCUUCGCUUGUGCUCCUAUCGAGUUAAUUAAGACACGACAACAGUUAGCAAAACCUGGAGAUGGGAUGCCGUCCGGAGCGUGGGCCGGAGCGCGUCACAUCGUACGCACUGGAGGCUUCAGAGCGCUUUUCCGUGGACUCGGUGUGACAAUAGUUCGUGACAGCCCUGGGCUUGCGAUUUAUUUCACCUCUUACGAGGCCAUGACCCGAGGAGAUCAAUCUGUGAUGAAAGUGUUUUUGGCGGGAGGUGCGGCGGGAGCCCUAUCGUGGGUGGUAUUAUAUCCUAUUGAUGUGGUGAAGUCGAGGUUUCAAGGAGAUUUAGUGGGGAAAUACGCAAGUUCAUGGGACUGCUUCGUGCAGUCAGUUCGGACUGAUGGCUGGAAGAGUAUGGGUAGAGGUGUGGGAGCAGUUACACUGCGCGCGUUCAUUAGCAAUGGUGCUUGUUUCACCGCUGUCGCCUGGACAGAGCGCGUGUGGCAACGUAUGGCUGCUGAGCAGGGUGUGAAAACUUUCGCUCAGACCAAUGCCAUGAGUGAGGCAGUUUGUGAGAACAACGACCGACAAUAUGAUGUGUAAUCAAGGUUCGAAUUAAGCUGUAAGCUUUCCUUAUCUUUACUUUUAUUCAGAAAAGAAGGAUUUGUAUGUACAUGACGGAGACAAAGAUAAAAUGAUGUAUUCUUAUUA